UCCGCUCCAGUCUCUCCGCGCGCGUGAUCCGACGCGCUCAUCGUCCGUGCACGCGUCACGCGAACGAAAGUACCGAAAACCAGGAAUACGUAAAACACGUCCGAUCGCGGGGCAAUCCGCGACGCGCCCGUAACAUUCUCGUCGUCGUUUCUUGUCCGUCGUUUUAUUUUUAUUUUUUUUGUAUUUUAAAUCGUUUUUCACCACCGCCUGAUGCACCCGCGGUUUCCUACGCGUGCGCACCGUACUGCCGGUACGUAAACGCAUCCCUCGUCGCCGUGUUAGAACCGUGUUCUGUACCACCGAGCCGAGACGUAACCGCACCCCUGUCUGACCGCGUACUUUGCACGCGGUUGUCGCGGAUCGAACAGGUGUUUUCUUUUUCCGUGCGGUAGCCAUACCUCGGACCCGCCCCGAGACCACCACCCCCGAACGGACGGGCACGACGCGCACCAAACAGGAAGGACCGACCGUUUCCCGUUGUUCUCUUGUUCCGCCGCCUGUUCCGCAACCGCUAGCGCAUAAAUAAUUCUUAAGUCAACGACUAUACAUUAUUCAAAAUAAAAAAGCCUCGUGCUAUUUUUAUUGAAUAAACAAAAUACAAAUAUGCGCUGAAAUUACGAACAUGGACAAAAUUAAUGUUCCUACAUCGGACUUAGCGUCUUUGGAUUGCUGGGAUUAUACAAUUGAAUUGGAAUGUCUUCGUGGUCCACAAGACUUACAGCUAGCUGCGGAAUUAGGGAAAACUCUAUUAGAGAGGAAUAAAGAAUUGGAAACCAAUUUGAGGCAACAACAAAAUGUCGUGGAUGAUCGCAAUCAAGAGAUUGAGUAUCUUACCAAACAGACAGCCGCUCUGAGAGAAGUGAACGACUCCCGGUUGCGAAUUUACGAACAAUUAGAGAUCAGUAUUCAGGAUCUAGAGAGAAAUAAUCAGAGACUCGUGCAGGAAAACAUAAACGACAAAAAACAAAUAAAAAGUUUGUACGAGACAAUCGAAAGUUUGGAAAGUCGAUGUGAAGAUCUGCAGCACUUAGUCGACGAUAUGGGUCAUUUGAAAAAAGACGACAGCGUAGUCCCCGAAGGCAGUGUCAGCGGGUCUGCGAUCGAAGAUCAAGAUGAAUAUGCUAAACUUGUUUCACAAUUGGAGCAUGCGAAAAAUCAAAGAGCCAAGGAACAGAGAAAAGUGUCUGAAUUAGAACAAAACGUGUCCUUACUUAUUAAGGAGAACACGAAUUUAGAAGAAAAAGUAAUUGUUAUGCAACAGAAAGAUGAAGAACUGAAAACGCUCCAAGAUCAAAUAGUCUACUUAGAGGAAAUAAGACAAGGAAAUUUAUGUCGCCGUUGUCAACGUACCACCGACCAAAACCUAUUCGACGAGUACUCAGUAUACGACGAUGAUGAUGACACUGAUGAUAUUAGCGCUAUAGGAUCAUAUGUCGAAACGCACAAACACGAAGUCUUGCAACAAUUACAAGAGACGCUGGGCGAGAACUAUUCGGAAGACAAUCCGUACCGGAUACUGGUGGACAAGUACGAGGCGCUGCUGAAAAUCCAACAGAAGCACAACGCGUUCACGACGAUGCUGCCGUCGAACAACUGCAAGGACGAGAACCAGGGCAUAUCGUUGCACGAGGAGCUGCAGAUGUCGGGGCAGUUCUCGUCGUUCAACGGCAACGCGUCCGACAGCGACGACGACGACGGCGGCGACGCGACCACAGACGUCGGCGGCGGUGGGGUGGCGACGGCGAGGGGCCCGGCGUGCAAGUACUCGGAGACGGAGACCACGUCGUCGUCGGGAUUCUCGGACGAGACGAGUAACAAGUGCACGCAGACGGAAACGUUCUUCACCGGGUCGUUCCUGUGCACGAUCUCGGACGGCGACGACUGCCGGUUCAGCAUCUACGACGACGCCAGUCCCAUCGAGAGCCGGUUCCGCAAGACGCCCGAGUACCGUCAGCUGUUCCGCGAGAUAUUCGCCGUGCUGAAGCGCGCGGCCGAGGCCAAGGACGAGGGCGAGCGGCUGCCGCUGCUGCAGGACGAGAAGUGCGACGACUUGCUGCUGAGGGACAAUGCUGAGUGCGACGAUGACGACGACGGCGUGUGCGACUCACGGCGGACGGCGGCCGCGCCCAGGGUGCCGCCGGCCACGCCGGCUUGCGAGACCAACCCGCUGAUCGGGUUGUUGGAAACCGCGGCCGCGGCCCGGUGCGAACCGGUCGCCGCGACGGAACAGCACAUCCCGAUGGCGGCCGAACGACGCGUUGAGAAAUGCGAACGGGCCGUCGUCGCCGCUGCCGCCGACCGGGAACAACCGCGGCAGGACGACCGUCUGGGGCACACCGUACGCCAGCAUCGGGACAUCAUCGAGGAGCUGGCCUCGUGCAGUGCAAAGCACAAGAAGCACGUGCGCCACCGCAAGCACCCGUCCUCAGGCAGGCAACAGUCCCGGGAUAUCAGCCACCUGGUGGACUACAAGUGGAAGGAUACGAGCAGGCAGAGGAGUGCAACCGGUGGUGGCGGCAGCGGCGACCGGCCGUCGCCGUCCCACCGGGCCACGUGGUACGGGCCUCGGGACGAGACGACCGCUGGCCACGAGUCGAUGGAGUUCAAGAGCAUUGCUUCCCAGGAGGUCGCCAAGUUGAAGUUGCUGGAGAAGUCGUACGCCGAAGUGUUGAGAGUGAGGAAACCACCGUCCAACCGGCCGCAAACGCAAUAUUUCGGUUAGACAGACGUAUGUGUGGCGUGCACGUGUACAAUAACGCACCGAUAUGUGCGUCUACACGCGCACGAAUUUAAAAUUUGUUUUUCAAAUCCUUUAUUCCUAUUUAAUAUAUAAUAUUAAUGUAAACCUGUUGCGGGGUAAAAAGAAAAACAUGAAAAAAAAGACAGCACUAAACGUCUACCGAACGUUAUUGAGUUCCCGUGUUUUAACUAAAUUAAUAUUAUUUAAUUUGA
Molecule: messenger RNA, 2952 nt
Organism: Sipha flava (yellow sugarcane aphid)
Lineage: Eukaryota; Metazoa; Arthropoda; Insecta; Hemiptera; Aphididae
Gene: centrocortin
Exons: 8
Coding region: 623-2722 (699 amino acids)
Source: RefSeq, a predicted model, not a curated record